CAGGUCCCUUAAAAAAAAUAGGUGGCGCUACAAUACCUAAAAUACUUGAGAAAAAAAUCUAAUCAUAGACAGCGCAAUUCACUCCGUCAAUAACUUUUUGGAAUUGGAACUAUUAUUUAUAGCUGACAGCUGGACUCUUUAGCAACAUAUGGAAGGUUGAGGUCAGGAAUGAAAUCUCCAUGUACCAAAAAAGUGUCCGUCAAAAAACCUUAAAUAGGUGGCGCUACAAUACCUAAAAUAUUUGAAAAAAAAAAACAUCAUAGACAGCGCACUUUACUUAACGCCUCUUAGCCAAUAACGCCUAGGUUCUUAGCUAUUCUAGCGCUACUCUGGAGAGUUUUUGAACUAUUUAUAGCUGACAGCUGGACACUUUUGCAACAGUUCUGCCUAUGGAGAUUGCAUUCCUUACCUCUACCUGCCAUAUUGCAACAGUUCUACCUAUGGAGAAUCUAUUCCUUGCCUCCACCUUCCAUAAUGUUUAUACAUCAAUUCAAUUCGUCAAUUUGUGUAAUUAUUUUUAUAAAUGCGUGUGUCCUGACAGAUUGACUGACUGAUUCAUCAACGCAGAGCUGAAAACUUACUUUACUCUUUGAAACAACAAAAGAAAGUUGAAAUUUUCACGCUAGGUGGCAUUUAUAAAGUGUACCCACAAGAGAUAAGAAGUGAUUUGGAAAAAUUUAACCCCUAAGGGGAUUAAAAAGGGGUUGAAUGUUUGUAUGUCGUUCAAGUUUCAUUUUAAGAUAGGAACUGGACACUUUUAGUGCCUUUGAGAAUUCAGUCCAUAAUAAGGUUAAAUAUAUAUUAAAAGGGGGUUGAAAGUGUGUUUCGGGGAAAAAAUCCACGCAGACGACGUCGUAGGCAACAGCUAGUUGUACGAGUAUUAUAAGUCAUCAUUUGAAUGAAUAUUCAUGCCAAUUUUUUUCACAUCACCUAUUCUGAAAAAGGCUUUUUCUUCCCUGCUAGGAGGUAUUAAAGUGGAACUUCACUGCUGGAAUGGAUCAAAGUAGCACUUUUCUAUUCUAGGGCUUUUUUGUCACUAAGUACAAAAUAAUAACACAAUGAAAUAUGAAAAUAGUAUGCAUAAUUCCAUACAUUUUUUUGGAAGCAAUUCUAAGUUUUCUAGCAGGUAAUCCUACCAACACUUACCUAAUGAUAUUUCUUAAAUUUAUGUUUCAGUACUCCUAUCGGAUUAACACUCCGAAUAUACAUAAUAACAAUGUGUUGUGCUAUAAUAGGUAUAUCAGAAACAGGGAAAACAGUCAUCCUUGCAGGAUAAACCUCAGUUAUGACUCAAAUGUGCUCUGCGUGACCCGUUACACAACAAGUAACAAAAUAAGCUAAUAUAUAUUAUAAGUUAUACAUUUCACUGUCAUAUAAUGUAUAAGAUAGUGUUUUUAUUGGUUUUCUCGGUGAAAGUGUUUGCAGAUACAGGAAUUCAAUUUGAGAGCUAUUUGGGUAGCGUAGAACGUGGUUUAUCAUACCAACCGAUUAAAGAGGCUGGUGACAGUGCUGUUUUUCUAGCCCAAGAAACACGAAGAGAAUCUGAAUCCCGUACAUACGCAUCUCAAUCACCACUAAUUGUAUAUGCUGAUAUAAACUUUAUAACCAAUGGAGGUUCAAGUACACUUCAAUGUGAUAUUACACCCCCCGGAAUUAUACAAGUGUCAGACGGCCAGGAAAUAAAGUUUUAUGCUAAAACACCUACAGAGGUACACGACUUUGGGUGUACAAAUGACGACGGUACACCAGUAGUAUUUCCGAGCAUAAAAUAUGAACGCAAAGAUGGAACCAAACGAUUAUGGAGUUUAAAUAAAUCAAUACGGUAUUCUCAAGCUGAAAUCGGCAAAUACUGCUUGUGUUUUUACAAAAUAAAGGAACCGUAUGAAACGAAAGUUAUUGCACAGAAAGACUCUGAAAAUCACAUCCAUGGCAAUUUCAAAUUGCAGUUCCAAAUGAUUGAAACACCUACUGUUUCCCUGAAGAUUAAGCAGUUAAAUAAUAAUUAUAUGGAAAAUCUGAUUCAAGGAUCGAAAAAAUACAAUUAUACAUAUACAUACGAGGAAGAGAAACAAUUUGACUGUGUGCUGAAUAAUCCCACAGAGAAUAAGGAAAAAUACAAAAUAUCUUAUUAUCUAGAUGGAAAACUGAAAAAUACUACAACAGUGACAGUAAAUGCCCACACAAAAGAGUCAUUAAAAUACACUUUCAAGCUUACGAAGGCUAACCAAACUAUUGUAUGUUCUGCGGUAGAUAUGGGUAAACGAAAGGGCACCAAAAACCCGAAAAUCGAAAUAAAUCUACAUUACAUACCACCGCCACCUGUGUUUCCUGUUAUCCGCAAACCAAAAGUGACUCCGGGGAAGUAUUUCCCUGAGAAUUAUACACAAAUAUACUAUUACAAUGUUACCGAUGAAGAAGACACUAAAUUCGAAUGUGCUUUGAGUGAAACAGAAGGAUACAAAUCGAAUAUCAAAAUGAUUUUAUAUUCUGAAAAGGAAUCGAAUGGCUAUGAACAAGAAGUGACGUUCAUCGAAAACAUGUUUUAUCUUGAGAAGGACAGUAAAAAUAUAAGUUGCGUGGCAUUGGACGCGGCAAGUCAACGCCCUCUUGUAUCUACAUUGGUACAACUACAGUACAGCCCGCCUGAACAUUAUGACUCAAGUACUAAAGUAGACCUAAGCAUUACUGGAUUACCUGACUCCAUGUGUAAAACAGAUAGCUCUGGAAAAAGCAUAGACAAAAUAUGCACUUACACAUUUAACGAACCGGAACUCAUUGGAACGACAAAACGAUUAGACUGCACCUUGAACGGAGGUAGUUAUGACUACAAAAUCACUUUCGGAGGUGAAGAAAAAACAGCCCCGAAAGGUACUGUGACAACGAUAUCUCAAGAAAAAACCCUUGAAGAAAAUAACGACUCGAUAAAAUGUAAAGCCAUCAGAAAAGAACAUUCUGGUUUUUCUUUUUCUGUUGUAUUACAUUUUAUCUACAUCCCGCCAGCGACUCCAUCUACUCAACAGGCAACACCGUUCACUGACAAAACUGCAAUUCAAAUGUCAUCGCCAUCAGUUUUAGAAAGCAAAAAUAUCGAGUCGCCGGCAGGGAAGGAAUGGUGGCUUAAAUUCGUGCUGGGAGGUGGCGCAGCUAUCAUUGCUCUUUGCGUCGUGGUGUGCGUAAUUAUUUAUUAUAGAAAGAAGAAACCCCAGACUGACGAUUUAACCUACGCUAACUUGACCAAAGAUCAGAAGAACUACGCGACACUACCAGUGCCAGCACCGAGGACCUUGCAGAAGGAUGCCAAGCCGAAGGUGACAGUUGAGGGCACCUACAGUGAGCCAAAGGACUCCCAAGACAUGAGCGAAGCCCUAUACGCCGACCCGAACCGUUUCAACGGUUCCGAGACCUACGCCGAACCGUACGUCAAAUCCGGUUCUAAUCCGUGUACUUACGCCGAACCGAACAAGGCAGAUUACGCGGAACCUUACAUGCCUAAGGAAGGGAAUUAUGCUGCAAUCGGAAGUCAAUCGGAAGGAGGUUAUGCUGCAAUUGGUAAAUCAGAAGGAGAAUAUGCUGCUAUAGGCAAUGAAGGAGGAUAUGCGUCUAUAGAUAAUUCUGAAGGAGGAUAUGCUGCUAUAGGUAACUCUGAAGGAGGUUAUGCUGCAAUUGGAAACUCUGAAGGAGGAUGUGCUGCAAUUGGAAAAUCAGAAGGGAGUUAUGCUGCAAUAGGUAACUCGGAAGGAAAUUAUGCUGAAAUUGGAGCUAAAUCAGAAGGAAAUUAUGCUGAAAUUGGUGCAAAUAAUGACAAUAAGGAAUUGUACGCAAAACCUAUUCCUAAAGCUCAGAGACCAUUUAAGGCGAAAGAUGAGUCGGAUUAUUCAAACGUUUUUAAGGAGCUGUACGCGAAUGCGAAAAAAAAGUAAAGAUACUAUUGUAAAUUUUUAAUAGAUCUUUGAAUGUAUCUAAUAGUUAUUUACGAUACAAGUGUGAAAAAUAGGAAAUUCGUAACGAGUGGCGAUAAACCUAUUCGCACGUGUACCGUACAAAGUUUUACAGUACAUAUGGCUCUUUAAAGUUUCGACAUAGUUACAUAAUGUGCUAAUUUCGCACUAGUGUGGAAAAGUAGCACCAUAUGUACUGUAAUAGUACAUUACGACACAAGUGCGAAAAAUAGGAAAUUCGAAACGAGUGGCGAUAAAUUAAAACACGACUGAAGGGAGUGUUUUAAAUCGACACGAGUUGCGAAUUACUUAUUCGCACAUGUAUUGUACAAAGUUUUACAGUACAUAUGGCCCUUUAAAUCUUCGACAUAGUAACGUAAUAUGCUAAUUUUCGCACUAGUGCGGUAAAGUAGCACCAUAUUUUUUUUUUAUAUACUACGUCGGUGGCAAACAAGCAUACUGCCUGCCUGAUGUGACCAUAUGUACUGUAAAAUAUAUUUUUUAUUUAUUUAUCUGGAGAUGAUGAUUUUGGGUCAUUUCAUUUGUACUUUUUUUGAUCUAUAAUUAUUUUUAUUGUAACAGUAUGCUAAUUAACAUUAUAAGUACUUAGAAUCACCGGAACCGAAUCAGCUUUCCAUACAAAGACCCACUAGAGUACUAGAGCCAGUCCAAACUAGUGACAAUAGUUUUAGAUUCAGAAUAAAAUCAGGCCGCCAACCCUACCAUUGGGUAGCCAGAUUCGGUAAAUAUAGAAUGUUGUACAAUAUACAGUCGCUAUCAGAUAUAUCGGAGCGGCCAAGGUGGUCACAAAUAUCUAAACAAAGCCUCUAUUAUCAAGUCGUUAAAGUGCUUGUUCAGUACCCCUAGUGUAAAUUAAUUCGAUUUCGAAACGUGACAUACGCGUUUGCGUUUAGUCUCAUUUUAUAUUGGAUUUAGAAAGAGCGCGCCAAGCGGGACGUUUUGGAAACUCAAAAUCCUAUACAAAAUGAGACUUAACGCAAACGCGUUCGUCACGUUAUGAUGUCGAUCAAAUGUACACUAGGGGUACAGAUAUAUUUGAGUACCUUGGCCGCUCCGAUAGGUAUUAUUUCAAAUUCUCUUUGGUCACUAUUGAGUAAGCUAGGAGAUUAAAACUGCUUGUUGUGGUACUAGCAGGACAGUUGGGGUGCUGCAGUGUUCGAUUCUGAGAAUAUAUACCCUGGAAUAAUAAAUAAUGGGAAUAUA
Molecule: messenger RNA, 5162 nt
Organism: Cydia pomonella (codling moth)
Lineage: Eukaryota; Metazoa; Arthropoda; Insecta; Lepidoptera; Tortricidae
Exons: 15
Coding region: 1377-3920 (847 amino acids)
Source: RefSeq, a predicted model, not a curated record